AAAAGAAUCUCUAAAUUUCAAUUCUAGCUUCAAUAGAAUCAAUUUGUUUAUUCGCAAAUGCUUUGGCAAUUAUUGACUUAAAACAUGUGGUAAGCUUUCAAUGAAGUGCAAUUAUACCCUCGAUCAAAAGUCAAAAUGUCAACAAUUUCCCCGUUUCUCGACCCUGGCCCGAAAACGACACCAAAUACGCUGGCAUUAGCCCACCUAUCCCGCGACUGCAUUGAACCAAUAUACCUGAACGAAACCUCGGGAGCCAACGAUGGAUAUGCUGAAGGAGCAGUAUUAAACACGCGGUUCGGAUCAUUCCCGCAUUCGACCCUACUCCACAAACCUUGGGGCUCGCAGAUACGCGCUUCGGUCGUAGAUACUGGUAGUAGAGGGCGAAAGCGCAAACUUGGUGAUGGCGCAAAUGGCGAAGUACUAGAAAAUGAAGUGGGGGACACUGGCGCAGGUGUUGCAAUACCCAAAGACCUCAAAACAGCAUCGAGCGGCUUCAUCCACAUAUUACCACCUACUCCCGAGUUAUGGACGACGAGUUUACCACAUCGAACCCAAGUAGUAUAUACACCCGACUAUAGCUACAUUCUCCACCGCAUUCGUGCACGACCCGGUAUGAAAAUAAUCGAGGCUGGUGCUGGAAGCGGUAGUUUUACACACGCAGCCAUUAGGGCAGUUUAUAACGGCUAUCCUCGGGAUACACACGAUACCAAAGGAAAAGUACUCAGUUUCGAAUUCAACGAAGACCGAUAUCAGAAAAUGCGAAAGGAAAUUGAGGACCAUUGCCUAGAUAAGCUCGUUCAAAUUACCCACCGCGAUGUCUACAACGAUGGCUUUCUCGUCGACGGUGAAAGUCCCGAAGCCGAAUGCGUUUUUCUAGAUUUACCAGCGCCGUGGAAAGCCCUUCCCCACUUAUCGAGACGGAAGCCAACAGCGACUCAAGUUUCAAGUAGUGGGCUAGAGAGUCUUAGUGACGACAGUUCCGAAUGGAAGUCUCCUCUUCGCGCAGAUCGAACUGCCUAUAUUUGUACCUUCUCUCCUUGCAUUGAGCAAGUUACCAAGACAGUCGAUGUUAUGCGUCGGCUGGGAUGGAUGGAAAUUGAGAUGGUCGAAGUCGCACAUAAGAGGAUUAAUGUGAUGCGCGAGCGGGUAGGCUUAAACAUACCUACAGGGGAGCGAGGCGCGACACAGACAGCAGCAAAUGUUGCCGAGGCCAUCACGAAGCUAAAAGAGAUAGAAUCUCGAUUCAAGAUCUCUCAGGGCCAACAAUUGGAUGAUGAUGAUGUUGAUAUGAACGAUGAUAGCAAGCCAAUCAAUGGUCGCGCAAAAACCACUUCACAUGUCAAUGAAGUCGAAGACGCACCCUCUGUUAAGCCUUGGAUGGCCGGAAGGCUAAUUCAUCGAACGGAACCCGAAUUGAAGACGCAUACAUCUUAUCUGGUAUUUGCUUUACUACCGCAAGAGUGGACAGAAGCUCAAGAAGCGGCAGCUUUCGAAAAGUGGCCAUGCGGAAUGGAAAGUAAAGUUAUCGGUAGUUUAGACAAGGAAGCACGAAAAAAGGAGAAACGGGAAAUGCUGAUAGGAAAGAAGAGGAAGAAGGAAGCCCAAAGUAAGUCUGGGGGCGACCGGCCUCCUUCACCGAAAAAAGGCAAAGCCUCCUAGCUGGAAAAUUCGAAAUAGACAUAUGAUACCCAGACCUUCUUGGUCAUUCAAUCGAGCAAUUGAAGACGCGUCGCCAUUCUAGACACCUCAAGAGCCAACAUCCACCGAAAAAUAACCCCAUCAUAAUUCGCCAGGAUGAGGCAGGCAUCUAUCGCACUCCUAUGACAACCGACUACAAAAUUCGAAUAUGCUCCGCGACGUUGAAUUGAUUGAAAUGGCGCUCACGCAAUAUUCGUAAGAAAUGGCAAUGAUAACUUUACGACCUGCUGCAUUCCUAGAAUGGAUUGCAUAGAUGGUCUACCAGGUGAGGCGAAUCGAAUGUUGAAAACCCAAUCAAGAGCUUGAAACAGUCAUAGCAAGUUGUGAUGGCUUGGCAGUUGAUGCUUUCGACUUUUUAUUUAUUUUAAAGAACCCGUUUCACCAACCAGCUUGAUCGACAGCAUGGCCACGUUUGGUAGAGACCUACGAAACGACCAAUGAAGCACGAAUCAACAAUUACGUCUUGAACGUUAAAAAUGACUCAAGUCGAUAAUAAUAAUAAUAAUAAUAAUAAUUGAUUUAUAGAAUUCAGGGAAUCGCUAC
Molecule: messenger RNA, 2241 nt
Organism: Hypoxylon trugodes
Lineage: Eukaryota; Fungi; Ascomycota; Sordariomycetes; Xylariales; Hypoxylaceae
Product: tRNA methyltransferase complex GCD14 subunit
Exons: 1
Coding region: 136-1659 (507 amino acids)
Biological process (GO): tRNA methylation
Cellular component (GO): tRNA (m1A) methyltransferase complex; nucleus
Source: RefSeq, a predicted model, not a curated record